CUGGGAUUUCCAACUUCCACCAGUCGCACCGCAGCACUCCGUUGCACCAAAGGCCAAGAGAACAUCCUCAGCGGACACCGUCACCGUGUCUUCCACAGUCUUUCACGACUUCUUUACCUUACAUUUUCGCGGUCACCUCUCGCUUGAAUCCCGUCCCCACCCCGACACUCUCUGCCACAAUGACCAUAUCCAGCCUCCUCCACACCAGUCGAAUCAGCGACGCCCUCCUCCACACCAUCUACGCUUCCGAUCAAGAAAUGUACCCGGCUCCGUUGACCUAUGAGCGCCUGCAAAGUUGGAGAGACGCCUGUCCCGAGUUGUCAAUCUGCUUCAGUGCCAGCAAUGAUGGCUCGGAACAACCAGUGGGCGUCAUCAUUGUCCUUCCUCUUGUGAAGACGUAUUGGGAGGACUUGCUGGUGGGCAAGAUCAAGGAGGUGGACAUUGAUGCUGGAGAGAUGUUCGCGGGUGUUGGUGGUGGUGGUGGAAGCAGCACGAAGAUGGAGAGUGAGGUGCAGCUGCAGGCGCCUGUGGAGGUUGGAUUGCAUGUGUUCCACAUCGAACGCUUCACUGCAUGGGACGCCGGAGACGCCUCGAAGAAGACUGGUGCGCGGCCUGCAACAGUGACAGUGGGAGGCUGUGAGUAUGGCAGCAUGCGAUUUGCGGACAUGGUAUUGGCAGAGAUCCAGAGGAGGGUUGAGGCAUUCAACGCUGAGGCGGCGGAGAGGAGAUGGGAUGUUCUGGGAUUCUCUGCACUCACGGCAACGCCUGCGGGAAAGAAGACAUUCGCGCGCCUGGGUUUUGUGCCCACGGGAUACAAGGAGAUUUUUCGGCUCGUUGAGACUUCAUCGUCGUCAUCCCCAACGUCUGAGGUGCACUCGAACGGUGACGAUCUAAGAGGCUCCCAGAACAACGCAGGUCCUCAUACGACAGUGAGCGCCAUCUACAUCUACCCAGGCGAAGCCCGCACGGAGAAGUUGGGAUCCGAUGUCAUUUCAGAAUCGGAGAUGACUGUCAGAUACAGUGCAACUUCUUCCGAGAAGAUGAGCAGCGUCUGGUGGUAA
This is a messenger RNA of Neurospora tetrasperma FGSC 2508, 1061 nucleotides long. RefSeq lists its product as uncharacterized. The record is from RefSeq and is a predicted model, not a curated record. The coding region runs from base 180 to 1061 and encodes 293 amino acids. NCBI's taxonomy places the organism in Eukaryota, Fungi, Ascomycota, Sordariomycetes, Sordariales, Sordariaceae. The transcript is spliced from 2 exons.